GCUGGCAUCGCUGUGCUGGACUGUCAGAAUUAUGUGCCAAUAACCGUCAAAGUCAGCCGUCAAGUUUGACGUUUUUCUUUUCAAGUUUCUUCUUUGAACGAGCAAAAUGUCUGCUCACAAGACAUUUAUCAUCAAAAGGAAGCUUGCUAAAAAGCUGAAGCAAAACAGGCCUAUUCCUCAAUGGGUAAGAAUGAGGACAGGGAACACAAUCAGAUACAAUGCCAAGAGGCGUCAUUGGCGUAGAACCAAGCUGAAGUUGUAAACCUGUGCUAUAUUAAUGAUAGAUUUAAUAUAAUUUCUUAAAUGAGGUGUGCGACGUUUGGUGAAUAAAUGAGUUGUUAAAAACAGGACAUUAGACUUUUAUUUACAACAAAC
Messenger RNA from Acanthoscelides obtectus, 375 nucleotides. The record is from the annotation of a GenBank genome assembly. NCBI's taxonomy places the organism in Eukaryota, Metazoa, Arthropoda, Insecta, Coleoptera, Chrysomelidae.